CGCGACUCCAGCAGCCUGGCCGGCGUGUGUCUGUCUGUGCAUGUUUCUUUGGCAGCCCUUCGGUGCACUUUCUUUUGCAGCCUUUCGUACAGUGCCUGUCUUUCCGUGCAGUCCCCCUUCCUGCGUAGUCUAAUUUCCUUCCUCAAUCCCCGUGAUGCUCCGCGUGCUCGAGGCCAACGCGCCGCCCAAGCAGACGGCCACCGACACCAUCAGCACGCUCAGCAGCCGCCUGUCGUCGGCCACGCUGCUCGAAGACCGCCGCGCCGCCAUCCUCGGGCUGCGCAGCUUCGCCAAAGAAUACCCCGCGUCGGUCGCAUCGGGCGCCCUGCGCGGGCUCAUCGCGUCGCUCUCCAAGGAUGCCGACGACGUCGACACGCUCAAGGUGGUGCUGGAGACGCUGCUGGCGCUGUUCCGCCCCAACGACAGCAGCCCCGAGGCGUCGGACGAGAUUGCGCUGUGGGUCGCCGACGAGUUCACCAUGCGCCAGGAUAACAUGACGGUGCUGCUCGACCUGCUCGACGCCCCGGACCUGUACGCCCGCCUGUACCCGCUGCAGCUGCUGCGCGCCUGCGUCGCCGCCCGCCCCGACCGCGCCCGCGAGUGCAUCCAGACCGCGCCCAUGGGCACCAGCCGGCUGGCCGCCAUGCUCGACGAUCCGCGGGAUAUGGUGCGCAGCGAGGCGCUGGUGGUGCUGUCGGACCUCACCCGCGACUCGCCCGAGCUGCAGACCGUGUUCGUGUUCGAGGACGUGCUCGCGAAGGUGUUCCGCAUGGUGCACGGCGACGGCGGGCUGGCCCAGGGCGGCAUCGUCGUGCAGGACUGCCUCUCACUGCUGGCGAACCUGGUGCGCCACAGCCCGUCCAACCAGUCGUACUUCACCAAGAUGGCCUACCCGGCCGAGUUCGCGCGUCUGCUGCCUGCUGCCACACCCGCCUCGCCCGCCACCGACGACUGGGUCAGCCCGCAGCGCGACAAGAACGUCUGGGGGCUGCUGAUCGUCAUGCGCAUGUUCCUCGCCCCGGGCAGCGCCGCCACCCCGCAGAACCAGGCCGCCUUUGUGCAGUACGGGCUGGUGCGCCAGCUGCUGGCCAUUGCCUUUGACCCCGCCACCGCCAUGCUGAUCAAAGUCGAGGCCCUGAGCACCUGCGCCGACCUGAUACGGGGAAACCCGCGCAUGCAGGAGGGCUUCGCGCAGGAGCAGGUGCUGCCGUUCGGCGGGAGUGUAGAGACAUCCCGCGUCUACGUGAUCGAGGCCCUGCUGAACCUCGUCCUCACCCCCGCCGGCACCGACCUCUUCGACCUGCGCAGCGCCGGCGCCGACGUCAUCAAGGCCUACUUCCACCUCCACCCGCAGAUCCGCGGCCACUUCCUACACCGCGCCAUUGGCGGCCACGAGGCGGGCGACGAGACGCAGAACGCGCUGACCAUUCUGAUGGAGGGCUCGCGCGCCUCGCCCGACCCGUACCGCAUCUGGUUCGCCGCGACGCUGAUGUUCGACCUGAUCUUCGACAAUCUGCCCGCCAAGCACACGCUGAUGGCCGUGAAGGAGGGCGACGCCGAGAGCGGCGAGGAGGUCGUGACGUGCAUCCAGACCCUCACCGCGAACCUGAUCGCCAGUCUGCAGCUGGAGGAGGAUGAGCGGAUUGCCGUAGCCUAUCUUCUGCUCCUCCUCGGCUGGCUGUUCGACGACGCCGCCGCCAUCGACGACUUCCUCGGCGAGGCCAGCAGCCUGCAGAGCCUCGUGCAGGCCGUGCUGCGCCCGUCCUCGCACCCGCUGACCCGCGGCCUCGCCGCCGCGCUGCUCGGCACCAUCUACGAAUUCUCCACCCGCGACUCGCCCGUCCCCCGCCGCGAGCUGCAGAACACCCUCACCGCCAAGCUCGGCCGCGAGAAGUACCUCGCCGCCAUCACCGAGCUGCGCAACCACCCGCUGAUCCGCGACUUCGAGGUGCUCCCGCAGCGCGCCGGCGACGCCGCCCUGCCCGACGUCUUCUUCGUGCCCACGGCGGUGGAUUUCUUGAAGGACAACUUCUCCCGCCUCACGCGCGCCGUCGACCGCGACCCGACGCUCGAGAUCCUCGCGCCCGCCGCCGGCGUCGACCGCAACAUCGUGGAUGCGCUGCGCGCCGACAUCGACGCCAAGACAGACAGCAUCGCGGCGCUGGAAACCGAGCUCGCCGGCUUGCGCCAGGCGCUCGAGCACGCGCAGCUCGAGCAGCGCCGCGUGCAGCACGCCGCCGACGAGCAGCGCGCCACGCUGACCCGCGUGAAUGACAAGCUGCACGCGGAUCUCGAGCGCGAGGGCGCAGCAAAGGACCGCGAGCACGCCCGGGUGCUGAAGGACGCCGAGGCCAAGCACGCCGCACAGCUCACCGCGCUGAAUAGUAAGUUACAGCAGUCCGCCAAAGACUCCGCGCUCGCCGCGGCCCGCGCCAAACAAGACUCCGACGCCAAACUCACCGACGCCCUCCGCACCGCCGACGAAGCACGCCGCCGCCUCGAGGGCGCGGAGCGCGGCCGCGCCGACGCCGUAACCAAGAUCCAGCAGCUCGAGCUCGCGCUGCAGCAGGCGCGCGUCGAGACCGCGGCCGCGGCUGCUGGGGCCGCGAAGCGCGAGAAAGAGGUCCGGCGGCUGGAACAGCAGUCCGAGGCGCUGAUGGCGGCGAAUGAGGAGUUGGAGGCCGAGGCUGAACAGGCGCUGGAGCGGCUGAGGGGUGAGCACGACAAGGCGCUGGAGAGGCUGAGGGGCGAGCACGAGAGCGCGCUGGAGAAGCUGCGCGCGGAGCAGGCGGCGCGCGGGCUGGAGGUUGAUGCUGCGCAUGAGGCGGCGGUUGCGGAGGCGGCUGCGGGGCAUAAGGCGGAGCUCGAGAAGGCCAAAUCUGCGGCGGCGGCGCGGGAUGCUGAGCUCGAGAAACUCAAAAGUGCGGCUGCGAACCACGAGGCCGAGCUCGAGGAAGCCAAUACCGUGGCGGCGGCGCGGGACGUCGAGUUGAAGAAGAAAGAGGGGCAGCACGCCGCGGUCGUUGCGCGCCUUGAGAAGAGCAUCGCAGAUCUCAAAACGGCGCUUGAGGAGCACAAGAAGAGCCUCGAGGCCGCAGAGACGCGUGCUGCGGAGUCUGAGAAGCAGGCCGCGGAGUCCAAGACACAAGCCGCCGCAUCCCAAAAAGCGCUCGACACCCACGCCACAGCCGCCAAGACCCACGACACCACCCUCGCGUCCCUGAGGUCCGAGAUCGAGAGCCUCAAGGCCGCGGUCGCAGACGAGACGUCCACGGCCGCCGAGGCCGCGGCGAAGAUCGCGGCGCUGGAGAAGGCGGCGAAGGAGGCGAAGGAGGCGAAGGAGAAGGCGGUUAAGGAGCUCAAGGAGGCGAAGGAGAGGGAGGCCAAGGCCGUCAAGGAGGCGAAGGAGGCGAAGGAGGCGAAGGACAAGCAGGUCAAGGAGCUCAAAGACGCAAAGGAGACGGCGGCGAAGGCUGUCAAAGAGGCCAAGGACGCCGCCGCAAAAGCAGUCAAAGAGGCGAAAGACGCCGCUGCGAAGAACUCCGCCCCCGCCCCGACGAAGAAGGACGCCGCAAAGGCCGGCAAAGACGCCGAGAAGGCGAACAAGGCCGCCGAGGCCAAAGAGAAAGCCGACAGAGAAGAGCGCGAGGCGUUGGCCAAGGAGGUCGAGCGGGAGAGGGCGGCGCGGGAGGAGGCUGAGAGGGAGCGGGAGAGGGCGGAUAAGGAGCGAGAAGCGAAAGAGAAGGAGUGGGCGGAGAAGGAGAGGGCUCGGGAGGAGAAGGAGAAAGCCCGCGAAGAAAAGGAGGCCAAGGACAAGGCCGACCGAGAAAAGGCGGACAAGGAGCGAGAAGAGAAAGAGAAAGCCCGCGAGAACGCCGAUAAAGCCCGCGAAGAGAAGGAGAAAGCCAGACAGCAGACCGCAGACAAGGAGAAAGCGGAGCGUGAGAAACUGCAACAAGCGAUGGAGAAACAGGCCGCGCAGGAUAAAGCACAGCGCGAGGAACUCGCCGCCGAGAUGCAGAAACAAAAGCAGGAGAGGGAGAAAAUGGCCGCCGAGAUGCAGAGGCAGAAGGAGGAGAGGGAGAAAUUGGCACAGCAGAUGCAAAAAGAGAAAGAGGAGCGCGAGGCCCUCGCCGCCGAAAUCCAGAAAGAGCGCGAGCAACGGCAGAAAGAGAAGGAAGAGAGGGAGAAGACAGCCAAGCAGCUGCAAGACCUGCAAACCAAGCUCGCGAAGGCAGAGCAGUCGGAGCAGGAGAAAACCGCGGAAGUCGAGGAUCUGCUGGUUAUGUUGGGGGAGCUUGAGGAGAGGAGGGGGGGGGAUAAGAAACGGCUUAAGGAGUUGGGGGAGGAGGUCAGCGACGACGACGACGAGGACGACGACGACGACGACGAUGAAGACGAUGAUGAAGACGAUGUCGAGUAAGCAGUG
Boeremia exigua is the source of this 4429-nucleotide messenger RNA. RefSeq names its product p115 like vesicle tethering protein. Gene Ontology annotation, biological process: endoplasmic reticulum to Golgi vesicle-mediated transport; vesicle fusion with Golgi apparatus; intracellular protein transport. The transcript has 3 exons. The record is from RefSeq and is a predicted model, not a curated record. NCBI's taxonomy places the organism in Eukaryota, Fungi, Ascomycota, Dothideomycetes, Pleosporales, Didymellaceae. Bases 155 to 4423 code for a protein of 1422 amino acids. Gene Ontology annotation, cellular component: cytoplasm; Golgi membrane; ER to Golgi transport vesicle membrane.